This is a messenger RNA of Camelina sativa (false flax), 945 nucleotides long. The record is from RefSeq and is a predicted model, not a curated record. Lineage: Eukaryota; Viridiplantae; Streptophyta; Magnoliopsida; Brassicales; Brassicaceae.
AUGGCCGUAAUCAAAAAGAAUUGGGAGUUCCAAUGGGGAGAGGAACAAGAUCGAGCGUUGAAGGAGCUCAAAAGGCAACUCACUCAAGCCCCUCUGCUCACCUUGCCUGAUUUCACCAAGACGUUUGAAGUGGAGUGCGACACGUCGGGUUUAGGCAUCAGUGCGGUUCUCACUCAAGUAGGCAAACCGGUGGCCUACUUCAGCGAGAAGCUUAGUGGCGCCGCACUUAACUAUCCCACCUAUGACAAGGAGCUCUACACCCUCGUCCGCGCUAUGGAGGUUUGGCAGCACUACCUGUUGGCCCGAGAGUUCGUGAUUCACACCGAUCACAAAACGUUGAAACAUUUGCGCGGCCAGACCAACCUCAAGAGACGUCACGCCAAGUGGCUCGAGUUCAUCGAGUCAUUCCCAUAUGUGAUCAAAUACAAGAAGGGAAAGGAGAACGUUGUAGCCGACGCUUUGUCAAGGAGGCACGCUUUGAUCACUACAAUGGACGCACAACGUCUUUGCAUUCCCAUCGGAUCCAUACGCGAGUUGUUAGUCCGAGAAGCUCACUGUGGAGGCUUGUCUGGUCAUUUCGGCAUCACUAAGAUGCUAGCCGUGCUUCAAGAGCAUUUCUACUGGUCAAAGAUGCGUAGCAUGGUCGAGAAACAGUGUGGAUGUUGCGUGGUUUGUCGAGCCUCGAAGUCGACAACUCACCUUCACGGCCUCUACAUGCCUCUACCAGUGUCUACAGCGCCUUGGAUCGACUUGUUUAUGGAUUUCAUCCUCAGCCUACCUCUCCUAGCACAUAAGGAUAACAUUAUGGUUGUGGUGGACUGGUUCUUGAAAAUGGUGCACUUCAUACCGUGCAACAAGAACAACGAAGCCGUGCAACUCGCGAAUCUCUUCUUCAGUCAAGUGAUCAGGCUUCACGGUUUACCAUGCACCAUCAUCUCCGACUGA